GAUUGCUAAAGCUAUGCGCAAGCAGUCUGCGGAAGUGAAGGAGAAGUGGGAAAGCCUGAAUACCUGUGCCAGUGGUUGGCAGAAACAGAUAGAUCAAGCACUAGAAAAACUGAAGGACCUGCAGUGUUCCAUGGAUGACCUGGAUGCAGACUUGAGAGAGGCAGAGAAUGUGCGAAACAGUUGGAAACCUGUUGGAGACAGGCUGAUGGCCUCAUUGCAGGAUGAAGUUGAUAAGACAACCGCCUUUAGAGAAGAAAUUUCACCAAUCAGCUUGAAAAUCAAAUGCAUCAAUGACUUAUCUGGUCAGCUCUCUCCACUUGAUCUUCAUCCAUCCUUGAAAGUCACACGACAGCUGGAUGAUCUGAACAUGCGAUGGAAACUUUUACAGAUAUCGGUAGAUGAUCGCAUUAAAUUACUACAAGAAAUACACCAUGAUUAUGAACCUGAAUCUCAAGAUUUUCUUUCCACCUCUGUACAACUACCGUGGCAGAGAUCAGUGUCUCAUAACAGCGUUCCAUACUAUAUUAAUCAUCACACUCAAACAACAUCCUGGGAUCACCCUAAAAUGACUGAACUAUUCCAAUCAUUGUCUGAUUUGAACAACGUGCGUUUUUCUGCUUACCGUACAGCCAUCAAGAUCCGGAGACUACAAAAAGCCUUGCGUUUGGACCUCUUGGACUUAAACUCAACGAAUGAAGCUUUUAAACAGCACAAAUUGAUUCAGAAUGAUCAGCUCCUUUGCGUUCAGGAUAUCAUCAGCUGCCUCACUACGAUUUACAGUGGAAUGGAAGAGAAGCACGAGGAUCUUGUGAACAUUCCACUCUGCGUAGAUAUGUCUCUCAACUGGCUACUCAAUGUUUAUGAUAGUGCCCGGACUGGAAAAAUCAGAGUGCAAUCCUUGAAGAUUGGCUUGAUAUCUCUUUCUAAGGGUCUCUUGGAAGAAAAAUACAGAUAUCUCUUUAGAGAAGUGGCUGGACCUACCGAAAUGUGUGACCAGAAGCAGCUUGGCUUGUUAUUGCACGAUGCCAUCCAAAUCCCACGACAGCUUGGGGAAGUAGCUGCUUUUGGAGGCAGUAACAUUGAGCCCAGUGUCCGCAGCUGUUUCCAACAGAAUAAUAAUAAGCCAGAAAUUGAUGUAAAGCAGUUCAUAGACUGGAUGCGUCUGGAGCCACAAUCUAUGGUAUGGUUGCCAGUUCUACACAGAGUAGCAGCUGCAGAAACAGCAAAACAUCAGGCCAAGUGCAACAUCUGUAAGGAAUGUCCAAUUGUUGGCUUUAGAUAUCGGAGCCUGAAACAUUUCAAUUAUGAUAUUUGCCAGAGCUGUUUUUUCUCUGGUCGAACAGCAAAAGGUCAUAAAUUACAUUACCCAAUGGUGGAAUACUGUAUACCGACAACAUCAGGGGAAGAUGUACGUGAUUUCACCAAAGUGCUAAAAAACAAGUUCCGAUCCAAGAAGUAUUUUGCUAAACACCCACGACUUGGUUAUUUGCCAGUGCAAACAGUCUUAGAAGGCGAUAAUUUAGAGACGUGA
Messenger RNA from Protobothrops mucrosquamatus (brown spotted pit viper), 1531 nucleotides. RefSeq names its product utrophin-like. The record is from RefSeq and is a predicted model, not a curated record. Gene Ontology annotation, cellular component: plasma membrane. The transcript is spliced from 12 exons. Gene Ontology annotation, molecular function: protein binding; zinc ion binding. Bases 14 to 1531 code for a protein of 505 amino acids. Gene Ontology annotation, biological process: synaptic signaling. NCBI's taxonomy places the organism in Eukaryota, Metazoa, Chordata, Lepidosauria, Squamata, Viperidae.